Molecule: messenger RNA, 2134 nt
Organism: Lingula anatina
Lineage: Eukaryota; Metazoa; Brachiopoda; Lingulata; Lingulida; Lingulidae
Source: RefSeq, a predicted model, not a curated record
UUUGUUCUGUAAGCUUGCUAUAUUCCCGACCAGCUGUGUCAUUUCGUUAAAAAACAGUUGUAUUCAAUUUUUGCAAGCCGCACAGUUUUGUUACAAAAUGGAUUGCAGAGGGAGCAAAGGCGACAAAAAGAAGGCAAGUGAUAGGCAGUACCAAAAUCCAACUAACCCAAUAACUGGGGAGAUGACCCACCAAAGUGGUCGGAUGGAACCUGACCAUCGUGGAAGUCAAAGCCAUGGUUUUAAUGAAAGAUCGCCAGGCUACGUUGCGGGAACAAGGGGUUACGGGCACAGACAUACCAGUGCGCAUUAUCAGUCUCACUAUGAUGAAGAGGAAGUCAUGGAUCAUGACGGCGAUACUAAACACCACGGUGGAAGCAGGCGUGAUUUUAUGCAGGCGCAGAGACAGCAGUUCCGCUCUCUUCAAGCUAGUAAACAAAUGCUGUAUGAUGUCUAUGAACAAAACAUGGGUAUGAUCGAGGAGCUAGAGGCCCGAGACAGCACAGAAAUGUCACAAAAUACAGGAGGGUUUAUGCCAUACAUACGCUCAAAGAUCAGCCUCCCUACCCAGAAACACAAAGCUAGAACGGACGUAACAGCUAUCAUAGAAGCGGAGAUAGUUUGUCUGCAAACACAGCUGAUGGUAGCUCCCAAAGAGGUCGUGGCCUCAGCUACCGAGGAGCUGAUAAAGAAAACCCUCUUAUGGCUUGCUCAUCGUCAGGACAUGGCGGCACCACUGGCGCAUUGCGAUGGUUAUGCUGUCAACGUACUUGAGCUGCUGUUGCAUGGCAACGCGGAAAUACAACGGAGAGAGAAAGGACCGAAUGCCGGAAGGCUUGAUGAAGACACUGUUAAUGGAGUAAUGGGAGGCUUUCAGGGAGCCAAGCACAAGCAGAAGUUACAGGACGAGGAGUUCCGGCGGGAUGAGAAGAAACAACCCAAGCUUAGUGACAUAAGGGGUGGGAAAUCUUUGUUGUCAGGCGUUCGUCGGGUUCUAGCAAUGAAGCCCAACUUGGAGCCGUACCUGUCACCUUUCGUGAACACAGAAGACCUGAGAUAAAAUGUGAAUUAAGCUAAUAAGCUAUACAUUAAAAUGUAUUACGGCACCAAAGUACAAACUCAACAGUGAUCAGACUGAUUCUAAUGUAACGUUGACAGCACUAGAUGUGUUUGUAUAUUAUCUCAUUUAAAAGGACAAAGAAGAUAAACUUUUUCAAUGUAAUGGUAGAAUAUCUCGCGCUGAUGUGGCUGCUGUUUCUCUAUUAAUUUUUAUUGUUUCGUUUUUAUUUAUUCAUUUUAUUAUAUACAGACACUUUAAUUGUCUAUACAUUCUGAUUUAUCUGCCUGUCCGUGCCGUCGAUGUCGCCUUAAAUUUACUGAGUGACUUUGUUUGGUAAAGGGACAGGUUGCUUUCGGAAAUCGGCAUGAUCGGUUCAUAUUUACGGUAGUUAUUGUUUUUUUUAAUUUUGUUUUGUGAAUCUUUUUUCCACACAUUUGCAUUUUCAGUGCCUUACCUGUAGUAGCUAAUGUAAGAGGGUAAGAGUGAUUACGCUGCUUUAAAGCAUUAUGUGACUGUGCAUCGAAAUUGGCCAAAACAUUAUUUGAUGCACUUUUUUUCUGCGUAAUGUCAGAACGUUUGUCAGCUUUUCUUCCUUGUUUCCUGUAUGAUGUCUGUAUGUUUGCCAGCUUUGCUGUCAGGUUCAUUUAUUAUUUUAAUUUUUGUAAAUGCGAAUAUGUGACAUAAUUAAAAGUGGGAUCUAAAGUGGGAUGACUUUUGAUAACUUUGCCAAUACAUUAUAAAGUAUAUUUUUAUUUCACAUAAUUAAAAUUCGAAAACAAAGCUACUGUUGAAUAAGCUACGCUGUAAGAUUAACAUAUACGAAUGUAAAAUAAGCUAUUUCACAAAAUAUAUAAACAAUUUGCAAAACGAAAACCAUAGAUUUCUGGUUAGAAAUGUUUGUAUUUCGGAACUUCGCUAGAGCAAUGUAUUGUUUUUACAUGCGCAAGUGAUUUGAGCUGCACGGCAAUUUGCUUUCUGCAAAAUGAAAUAAUUUGAGUGUUCCAUGCUAAUAUACAUCUUUGUAAUAAACUCAUAUUAAGCAGGGAUAAAAUUUUUGAAUAAACAUGUCACCUCCUU